AUGGUGGGGAGACAGUUCGAGUUCGAGGACCCGAAGGAUGGUGUGGUGCCUCCUUUCGAGGAAAAGAAGGUCGUCGAUGAGGUCUAUACCGAUAAUGAUGUUGCGUCGGAGGAGAUCGUCAAGGAUUGGGAUGACAAGGAGGAGGGCAAGCUGCGGAGGAAGAUUGAUAUCAUCCUCAUCCCCAUCCUCGCUCUCGCUUUCUUUGGCCUCCAGAUCGAUCGCGGCAAUAUCAGCGCUGCCCUUACCUCCACUAUUACCGAAGACUUAGGCGUCACCACGAACCAAAUCAAUAUCGGAACACAGUUGCUUUCGGCUGGCAUUGUCAUCACGGAGAUCCCGUCGAAUAUUAUACUUCAGCGCAUCGGUCCCCAGAUCUGGUUGUCGACACAGUUGGUCGCUUGGGGUUUGGUUGGCACGUUUCAGGCCUUUGUGCAAUCGUAUCCGGCGUUUCUGGCCACGAGGUUGUUGUUGGGACUGUUGGAGGGAGGGUUCAUUCCUGGUUUGUCUGAUCGCCCCGUUUGGUCUGUGGUGGUAGGGCUAACGAUGGGUUUGGUAUAG
This is a messenger RNA of Aspergillus luchuensis, 558 nucleotides long. RefSeq lists its product as uncharacterized. The coding region runs from base 1 to 558 and encodes 185 amino acids. Lineage: Eukaryota; Fungi; Ascomycota; Eurotiomycetes; Eurotiales; Aspergillaceae. Gene Ontology annotation, molecular function: transmembrane transporter activity. The record is from RefSeq and is a predicted model, not a curated record. Gene Ontology annotation, cellular component: membrane. Gene Ontology annotation, biological process: transmembrane transport. The transcript is spliced from 2 exons.